AUGGCGUCUCUCCGUACCUCUGAACAGACGUACACCGCUGUGCACACGCCCCACUGGAAGAUGGAUGUUGAGGCUCUACAGACGGUCUACGUCGAGGCGAUACGGCAAUCCGCAGACAAACAAGUGAGGCGCGACUCGUCCCUGUCCCACUCGUCAUCGGGAUCACGAGUGCCUGAUCGAAACGCCGCGGCUUGGUGCCUAAACUGGGAGAGCCGCCUGUGUGAUCAUUUACGAAUGACCGAAGGCGAACGAACACUGCUACUGCACCAGUCGCCCCGCCAGCACGGCACGCCGGCCGCAGACCGGGAUGGCGGCAGCAUUCGGCAACAGCCUCCUACCAAGCGACGCAAGCCAGAGCCAGCACAGUCCAUUCGAGCUGAAGUGGACCCUCCAAGCGCGGCUUUGGGCUGGUUGAUACAGCUCCAGACCAUUGAGCAAUUAGAAUCAGAUCUGCGUACAUGUACCUGA
Messenger RNA from Thyridium curvatum, 468 nucleotides. RefSeq lists its product as uncharacterized. The transcript has a single exon. The record is from RefSeq and is a predicted model, not a curated record. Bases 1 to 468 code for a protein of 155 amino acids. Lineage: Eukaryota; Fungi; Ascomycota; Sordariomycetes; Thyridiales; Thyridiaceae.